GACAUCUACACUGAUCAUCAGGGCACUGAUGAUCAGUGUGCCCUGAUGAUCAGUGUAGCGUCAGCAGUGCCACCUGUCAGUGUCCAUCAGUGCCAGCUGUCAGUGCUCAUCAGUGCCACCUGCCAGUACGCAUCAAUGCCACAUCAAUGCCACAUAUCAGUGCCUACCAGUGCACAUCAAUGCCACAUAUCAGUGCUCCUAUCAGUGCCAGACAGUGCCUCCUAUCAAUGCCAGUCAGUGCCACCUAUCAGUGCUGCCAAUCAGUGCCACCUAUCAGUGCCAGUGAGUGCUACCUAUCAGUGCUAGUCAGUGCCGACU
This is a messenger RNA of Staurois parvus, 318 nucleotides long. The record is from the annotation of a GenBank genome assembly. NCBI's taxonomy places the organism in Eukaryota, Metazoa, Chordata, Amphibia, Anura, Ranidae.